AUGGCGGCGUGUGAACAUCGCGAGGCUCAGCGUCUCUCCAGUUUUAGCAAUUAUAUAGUGUUUUUCUUGCUCAUCUCGGGCCUGUUCGUUCAGAACAGUUGUGCAUUCAUAUCGUACACCCGGCAUGAGCUUUUGGAUAUCGGUUUGCGCAUUCCCGGAAGUUAUAUCAGCAACAUUCAACUCGUUCCUAAGAUCGCCAAAACACCCGAUGCUACGCACUCCACACGGCCGGGCGGAAGUGCUCGCCGGCGGCGUCGAGAUCAUAAACAAAGGCGGUGGGAGCGCGGAGGGCUAAGAGCUAGGCUAAAGCUAACACCACACCGGCUCUUUUUACCCAGCAUUUUCCUUGCUAAUGUACGAUCAUUAGUGAACAAAAUGGAUGAGAUUCGACUUCGCAUCAUCAACAACAAAAGACUUUUGAACUGCAAUGUCAUAAUCUUCACGGAAACAUGGCUACACAGCGGCAUACCAGAGAACGCUAUUGAGUUAGCGGGCUACAACACACACCGGGCGGAUAGAACAGCAGAGGAAUCCGAUGAUGAAUCUUUCUUCGCACUUCAGUCAGAACUGGAAGUAUUGGAGAAGCAGAUCCACGAUCUACUCGAGAGGCAAACACGUCUGCGAGAACGUAAAACGGCGAUGGAAACAUCCCGGGCUGACGCUCGCAAAGCUGCGGUAAGUGUUCGACGUGAUUGUAAUACUCCUAUCACUUCUACUCCGUGUGUUUCUAUGCACAGAGCCCAGGCUUCAAGAUCACGACGAGCCGAAAUGAACUUCACUCCUGCACCUGCACACACACGGCGGAAGGCGAAAUCCAGGACCGGAGCGAUGACCUCUCCCCGACCGCCGCGACCGGUCUUCGAGAUUUCUACGAGAAAUCGCUUUGCCGCCCUCUGCGAGACGAAAUCCAACGCUGUGGUCAUCGGAGACUCAAUCGUCCGGAACGUACGCGCCUCCUUCAAUGAAGGUAAGGUGCGCACUCACUGUUUUCCUGGCGCCCGUGUUCUCGAUGUGUCUGCGCAGGUAACUGCGAUUCUGAAGGAGGAUGCAAGAGUAGGAGCCGUAGUUCUGCACGCGGGGGUGAAUGAUGUGAGAAUGCGGCAGUUGGAGAUCCUGAAGAGGGACUUCAGGAGUCUGGUCGAUACUGUUCGCAACGCAUCGCCCACGGCGAGGAUCAUCGUAUCAGGGCCGCUUCCAACUUACCGACGAGGGAACGAAAAGUUCAGUAGACUAUUUAUGCUUAAUAAUUGGUUAAUGUCAUGGUGUAUUGAACAGAAGCUGCUCUUUGUAAAUAAUUUUGAUCUGUUCUGGGAGUGACCUAGGCUUUUCCGCCCCGACGGGCUGCACCCCAGCAGCAUUGGAGCGGAAAUUCUGUCUGACAACAUCUCAAAGACGCUACGCACCAUUUGACUAGUAAGUACAAAUUUUAACUACAGUCUGUGUUCUUCUCACCCAACUGUUAAGAAUGUUACUGCUUUCAAAUGCAUAGAGACUGUGUCUGUCCCCCGAAUAAUACAACCAAAUAAUAAUUUAUUUAAAAGUCAGAGAAAAAAUCUUAUCAUGAUUAAACCAAAAGACAAUAUAUUUAAUGAGCAAAACCAAUGCCUAAAGUUUGGGCUACUUAAUAUUAGAUCACUAAAUCCAAAAGCAGUUAUUGUAAAUGAAAUGAUCACAGACAACAGUUUUGAUAUACUUUGCCUCACUGAAACCUGGCUUAAGCCAAAUGAUUAUUUUGGUCUAAAUGAGUCUACUCCUCCAAGCUACGGUUAUAUUCAUGAGCCACGUCCGGUUGGUCGAGGUGGUGGUGUCGCAACAAUCUUUAGAGACUUUCUUACCGUUACUCGGAGAACAAUGCAUACAUUUAAAUCAUUUGAAAUGCUUGCGUUGAACAUAACAGUUCCAAACAAAAGUAAAAAAUCAUUGAUCUCUCUUACAUUGGUUACUGUGUAUAGACCCCCUGGGCCUUACACUAAUUUUCUGAUAGAGUUCGCAGACUUCUUAUCGGAUCUAUUGGUUAACGUCGAUAAAGUACUGAUUGUUGGAGAUUUUAAUAUCCACGUAGACAGUGCUAACGAUCCAUUAGCUGUGGCGUUUAAAGAACUACUAGACUCUUGUGGUGUAACACAAUACAUCAAUAGACCUACUCAUCGCCUUAAUCAUACCCUAGACUUGAUUAUAUCUCACGGAGCCGAUCUAACCAAUAUCGAUAUUAUACCUCAAAGCGACGAUGUUUCCGAUCAACAUCUUAUAAUAUGUACACUGCGCACUGCAGAAAUCAGUUGUAUAUCUUGUUAUCGACAAGGUAGAACAAUCACCUCAACUACUAAAGAUAGUUUCGUAAAGAACUUGCCAGAUCUGACUUCUCUAAUAACCUUUCCAACGAAUAUAAAAUUGCUCGAUGACAUGACCAGCAACAUGGGCACUAUUUUCUCUAAUACAUUAGAAGCGGUCGCACCUAUGAAGUCAAAAAGGAUAAAUGAAAAGAACAUAGCACCAUGGUAUGAUAACACCACUCGCGCCCUAAAAAGAGAAACGCUUAAACUGGAGCGAAAAUGGAAACAAACCCAAUUAGAGGUCUUUAAAAUUGCAUGGAAAGAGAGUGCAAGCUGUUACAAAAAGGCACUAAAAGCAGCAAAAGCCGAGCACUUCCGUAACCUCAUAGAAAAUAACAAAAACAAUCCAAGGUUUUUAUUUAGUACAAUUGCUAAAUUAACAAACAAACAGACUCCACCUGACCUGGGUAUUCCGCCGCACCUUGGUAGCAAUGAAUUCAUGAAUUUUUUUACCGAGAAAAUCGAAAUAAUACGAGACAACAUAGCUAAAACCAAACCUCCAAGUUUGUCGGAAGAAUUAGUUUCAACCGUCACCCAAAAAGAAAAGCUAGAGUGUUUUUCUCCUAUAAAUCAGGAAGAUUUAAUUAAAAUUAUUGCAACAUCCAAACCGACGACAUGCUUAUUAGACCCCAUUCCGACUACUUUAUUAAAAGAGUUACUACCUGCUGUAAUUGAGCCCAUUUGUAACAUAAUCAACUCGUCUAUUAAUCUAGGACAUGUCCCAGGACCCUUUAAACUGGCUGUAAUUAAGCCUCUUAUCAAAAAACCAAAUUUAGACCCAAAUGAACUUGGAAGCUAUAGACCGAUUUCAAAUCUCCCGUACUUGUCUAAAAUACUAGAAAAAGUAGUGUCAACUCAACUGUGUACCUUCCUACAAAAUAAUGACAUGCACGGAAAGUUUCAGUCUGGCUUUAGACCGCAUCACAGCACUGAAACUGCGCUCGUUAGAAUUACAAAUGACCUUCUUAUUGCUUCAGAUAAAGGAAACAUCUCACUCUUAGUCCUGCUUGACCUUAGUGCUGCUUUCGAUACUGUAGACCAUAAAAUACUACUAGAUCGUUUACACCAUUAUAUCGGUAUUCAGGGACAGGCACUGCAAUGGUUCAGAUCUUACUUAACAGACCGAUAUCAAUACGUCCAUUUAAAUGGGAAAUCGUCAAAUCUUAAGCAAGUCAAUUAUGGAUUACCUCAGGGAUCGGUUUUAGGACCCUUGCUUUUCUCCAUAUACAUGCUGCCCCUCGGCAACAUUAUUAGAAAACAUGGAAUUAGCUUCCACUGUUAUGCAGAUGAUACUCAGCUAUAUAUCUCAUCAAGACCAGAUGAUUCCUUUAAGCUAUCCAAACUGGCAGAGUGCAUCGAGGACAUAAAACAUUGGAUGACUAGUAAUUUCCUCCUUUUAAACUCUAGCAAAACAGAAAUAUUACUUAUAGCACCAAAAUUAAGUAAACCGAAUAUCUCCGAUUACAGCCUGCAAAUUGAAAGCUGCACUGUUACUCCAACAAAUACAGUUAAAGACCUAGGCGUUAUAUUAGACGGCAACCUGUCAUUUAAAAAUCACAUCUCAAAUAUCACAAAAACAGCCUUCUUCCACCUUAGAAAUGUUGCCAAAUUACGAAAUAGUUUAUGUGUUGCAGACGAAGAAAAGCUUAUUCAUGCAUUUGUGACCUCACGGCUUGACUAUUGUAAUGCUCUACUUAGUGGUUGUCCUGUAUCAUCGAUAAACAAACUACAGUUAGUUCAGAAUGCAGCUGCCAGAGUUCUUACUAGGUCAAGAAAAUACGAUCACAUAACCCCAGUUUUAUCAUCGCUUCACUGGCUACCCAUUAAGUAUCGCAUUGAUUUUAAAAUUAUUUUAAUUACUUACAAAGCCCUGAACGGUUUAGCACCUACUUACUUAACCGAGCUUUUAUCACGUUACAACCCAUCACGCUCGCUGAGAUCUCAAAACUUAGGACUUUUGACAAUACCUAGAAUAACAAAAUCCACCAAAGGUGGACGAGCUUUCUCAUACGUAGCACCUAAACUCUGGAAUAGCCUUCCUGAUACUAUUCGAGGGUCAGACACACUCUCCCAAUUUAAAUCUAGAUUAAAGACACAUCUUUUCAGCCAAGCUUUCACUUAAUGCAUAGUUAAUGAACAGCAGCUACGCUAAUUAUUCUCUUUAUUCUCUUUCCGCCUCUGCCUCGGGAUGCCCAUCCCGAGGUAGGAAGAAGUUCCACCAUGACCAGACGACCGACAGAUGCCCAUCCCCAUGCCCAUCCCGAGGUAGGAAGAAGUUCCACCAUGUCCAGAUGACCGACAGAUGCCCAUCCCCAAUUUGAGAUUACACCAGAUACAGCUGCAGACUGACUGACCAUCACAGCUCCAUCUAAGGCAAUUCCACCAGCUGCCAAGAGAAAUAUGACCAUCGGACCAUCCCAGCUCAGACCACUACAUCCCCAACCAAGAGCAAAGACGGACUAUUUGUCUUAUUAAUGCUGAAGUUACAAUAUUUGGUAUUAAAUGCUAAACUAAAAUCACAUGUCACCAGUCUGAGUGCAGCUAUGACACGUCAGAGGGGAUCUGGCCCUCCCGGUUGAGCCUGGUUUCUCCCGAGGUUUUUUUCUCCAUUAAUCAAUCAUUGGAGUUUGGGUUCCUCGCCACAGCAGGGCAGUGUUGGCCUGCUCACCGGGAGACUGCAUUCAUUCAUUUAUUUAUUUAUUUAUUUAGAAAUUAGAUGUUAUUUAUUAGAAUGAACUUACUCGUUGUAUAAAUACCAUGCACUGUGCUGUGUUUUAACUGUUCUGUUUUUCCUGUUUGCCCCUGUAAAGCUGCUUUGAAACAAUACACAUUGUGAAAAGCGCUAUAUAAAUAAACUUGAAACUUGAAUUAACGGGACGGCUGUUGAACGUGUUUCCAGUUUUAAGUUUCUGGGGACCCAUAUUUCGGAGGACCUGUCCUGGACCACCAACACCUCAUGCAUGGUCAAGAAGGCUCACCAGCGUCUCUUCUUUCUGAGGACACUGAAGAAGAACCAACCAUCUUCAACUAUCCUGGUGAACUUCUAUCACUGCACGAUAGAGAGCAUCCUGACCAACUGUGUCACAGUCUGGUACGGGAACUGUUCUGUUGCUGAGCGCAAGGCACUGCAGCGGGUGGUGAAAACAGCCCAGCGCAUCACAGGAACUACACUCCCUUCCAUUGAGGACAUCCAAAAGAAACAGCUCGCAGCAUUAUAAAGGACUCCUCUCACGCCGCUCAUAGACUGUUUACUCUCCUGCCUUCCGGUAGGCGCUUCAGGUGCCUCCGGACAAGAACCAGCAGACUAGGAAACAGCUUUUUUCCCAGAACUGUUUCACUAUUGAACUCUGCUCCCCACUGAUUCCACUACCCCUCAUAACAUGACUGAACUGUACUCACCAGUACUUCAUGUUAUCUGCUCUACCGGACUGUUUACACACAUAUAGCAUCAUUUGCACUCUAUACUGCUCACUUGCACACCAGGAAUAUUACACUGAAUGUGUCAUGGUUUCACCUCUCCUUGUCAGGUAUUUCUUGGUUUAGAGAUGGAAUCAUACAGAAUCCUUUGUUUCAUGUGGGGAGAGAUGUUUUUGACCUUGUGGCCUUCCAUACUCACCCCAAGUCGCGUCAUCCCCCUCCUGUUUCCUAGUUUGUGUUAAUUAGCUUUCCUUGAUUGUUUAUCCCCUGCACCUGUUCCCUCUUGGUUCCUUCUCCCUGGUUCAUUGUGUGUACUUGUGAUCUUUGCUCUGUAUGUACUUCGUAGUCCUAGCUUUUCAUGUACCUUAGAGGCUUUCUUGAACCUUUAUCUAGUUUUUUGAGUUAUUGCCUGUCCUCAUUGUUUCUGCUUCUCAUUGUUCCUGUUUUAUCCUAGAAAGUGUUAAAUUCAGUUUAUGUAAAGUUUAGUUCAGUUUAGUGUCAGUCAGUCCUCUCUAGUUAAUCUUGUUUGUUCAUUUUUACCCCAUCGUGGGUCUUUGUUUUGCUUUUCUAAUAAAGUUUUUGUUAUUCUCAUCUGCA
Triplophysa dalaica is the source of this 6347-nucleotide messenger RNA. RefSeq lists its product as uncharacterized. Lineage: Eukaryota; Metazoa; Chordata; Actinopteri; Cypriniformes; Nemacheilidae. The transcript has 2 exons. Bases 1 to 1317 code for a protein of 438 amino acids. The record is from RefSeq and is a predicted model, not a curated record.